Messenger RNA from Mastomys coucha (southern multimammate mouse), 3749 nucleotides. It is a transcript of the gene Lipg, whose product is annotated as lipase G, endothelial type. Gene Ontology annotation, molecular function: lipoprotein lipase activity; protein binding. The transcript is spliced from 10 exons. The record is from RefSeq and is a predicted model, not a curated record. NCBI's taxonomy places the organism in Eukaryota, Metazoa, Chordata, Mammalia, Rodentia, Muridae. Gene Ontology annotation, biological process: lipid metabolic process. The coding region runs from base 281 to 1783 and encodes 500 amino acids.
CUCCUGGAGUUCGCGGUGUGACAGCAGCGAGUCCCGGCUUCGCAGCGGGUCCGGGCGAGGACAGGUCGGGCUGGGCGCCGUGUGCCUCCUCCACACGUUCCCUUUCCCCGUCGCCGCUCGCAGUGCUAACUUCCGCGCCUCUACAUCACCUUCUGGCCGAGACCCGGCCUGUCCGCUUUUAGGCUCAGGAGGCUUUAGUGGUUUAAAAAACAAAACCAACAACAACAAAAAAACCCAAACCAAAAAACCUGCUUGAGAGGAGGGGGCGUGGUGGGGAAGGAUGCGAAACCUGGUUUUCCUGCUCGGCUUCUGGAACGUCUAUUGUUGCUUCCCGGCGGGAAGUCUCACAACCUUGCGUCCCCAGGGGUCGCUGCGAGAUGAGCAUCAUAAACCCACUGGAGUGCCAGCUACCGCCAAACCCUCUGUGGCUUUUAACAUCCGCACUUCUAAGGACCCAGAGCACGAAGGGUGUAAUCUCUCCCUUGGUGACAGCAAAGUCUUAGAAAACUGUGGCUUCAACAUGACAGCCAAAACCUUCUUCGUCAUUCAUGGAUGGACGAUGAGUGGCAUGUUUGAAAGCUGGCUACAUAAACUUGUAUCAGCCCUGCAGAUGAGAGAGAAAGAUGCUAAUGUAGUGGUGGUUGAUUGGCUGCCCCUGGCUCACCAGCUGUACACAGAUGCGGUCAAUAACACCAGGGUGGUGGGCCAGAGAGUAGCUGGGAUGCUUGACUGGUUGCAGGAGAAGCAAGAGUUUUCUCUUGGAAAUGUUCACUUGAUCGGCUACAGCCUUGGAGCACACGUGGCUGGAUACGCUGGCAACUUUGUGAAAGGAACAGUGGGCAGGAUCACUGGUCUGGAUCCCGCAGGACCCAUGUUUGAAGGGGUAGACAUCAACAGGAGGCUGUCCCCAGACGAUGCAGACUUUGUGGAUGUCCUACACACCUACACUCUGUCCUUUGGCUUGAGCAUUGGGAUUCGGAUGCCUGUGGGCCACAUUGACAUCUAUCCCAAUGGCGGUGACUUCCAGCCAGGCUGUGGAUUCAACGAUGUGGUCGGAUCUUUUGCUUAUGGAACUAUCUCAGAGAUGGUGAAAUGUGAGCACGAGCGAGCCGUACACCUCUUUGUCGAUUCUCUGGUGAAUCAGGACAAGCCGAGCUUUGCCUUCCAGUGCACGGACUCCAGCCGCUUCAAAAGAGGGAUCUGCCUCAGCUGCCGGAAGAACCGUUGUAAUAACAUUGGCUACAAUGCCAAGAAAAUGAGAAAGAAGAGGAAUAGCAAAAUGUAUUUAAAAACCCGAGCUGGUAUGCCUUUCAGAGUCAACCACUAUCAGCUGAAAGUUCACAUGUUCUCUUACAAGAACAGCGGGGACAUCCAGCCCACCCUCUACAUUAAGCUGUAUGGUAGCAACGCAGACUCCCAGGACCUGCCCUUGGAAAUAGUGGAGAAGAUUCAGCUGAAUGCCACAAACACCUUCCUGGUCUACACCGAGGAGGACUUGGGCGAUCUUUUGAAGAUCAAACUUACCUGGGAGGGGGUAUCCAGUUCCUGGUACAACCUGUGGAAUGAGUUUCGCAACUAUCUGUCUCAGCCCGGCAGCCCCUCGAGGGAGCUGUCUGUCCGACGAAUUCGUGUCAAGUCUGGGGAGACCCAGCAAAAAGUGGUAUUUUGCAGUCAAGACCUUAUGAAGACUAGCAUCUCUCCUGGCCAGGAGCUGUGGUUUCACGAGUGUCAGGAUGGCUGGAAAAUGAAAAACGAAACCAGUCCCUUCGAGAAGCUGGCCUGAGGGCCCAGGAAGUCCUGAUGUCCACACCCACACCCCACUGUCCACGCACAUGGAGGAAAGUUACUGCUGAAGACCCACUUAAUGGGAAGAUCUCAGCUUUGAGCCCCACGAGGAGCUUGCUUUCUGGGUUCAUCCUGUCUCCCCUGACAACUGUGACUUCUCCCCCAAGAGGCCUGUGCACUGCUGAAGUUCUUGCUGACAAUUCUAACUCCAAACUUCUGUUGCCACCUCAGGAAGCUGAGUCCAGGUUGUGUGUGAGCACUGGAAUGGCCAGAGCCUUGUACACUUGGGGAUGCUCUCGCUGUCGCUGGGUGAGCGCUGGCUUUGUCCAACAUCAGGGAACACGGGCUCUGAAGUGGCUCUGUGUGGAAGGUUGGCAGCUGUUUGGCCUCACUGAACCUCAGUGACAAGUCUUUGCCUCAGGAGCUGACUCGUGCCAUACAUAAUGGCAACCCUGUUUCCUAGAGAGGGGACUGUAGAUCAGGCUGGGACUGUUGCCUUCCUAUACGAGGUACUAAUGGAUCCUGGUUCUAUCCUGAAUAUUUCACCCUGCCUCCCAGAUCACCUUCUGAAGUUCACAUUGUUGGCAUUUCCUUUCUACAUUCUUCAUACUUUGGCUGAACAAACAUUUAUUGGGCACUUUAACUAAUUAGCACCAGGCGGUAGACACAUGACUCAACUUUGGCAUUUGGAGCCAAUGGGAUUGGGAGCCCCGUAAUCUCUCAAGUUCUCGGGGGGGGGGCCCUGAAAAUGCCUGUGUUAGUUAAAGACAGAAGGGAUCAAGGCGAGGGCUACAGGCCGAGAGAGCCUGGGCUUCGAAGCCUUUAUGUACUAUUUCCUCUGAGGGCCACCCUUGAUCACUAGCAAAACAGUAAGCAGAGGAACAUCACGCGUGCUGGCCACAGUGGUGGAGCAAAGUCUCUGCUGGUUAGGGAGCUAGACGGUACUGCAUGAGUUCUACAUACCUGGCUGUGCAGAAACCAGUGCCGUGGACAGAGCUGGCUUGACGCUUGCUACAGCGCUCUUUCUCCCAUGAAGCAGUUUGCUUUUACAUCAGUGCCUUAUCUGUUAAACUCCUGGAGGAAAGCCCCCCUAUUCUAGAUCUUAAUGUGAACUGAUAAAUGUGAUACCCGGAGACACCCUUCUGUAGUUUUUAGACAGCUUGCCUGUGUGCCGCCUAAUUAGAGUGCAGGGAGCAGGCAGCUGUUAUUAUUCCUGUUUUACCAAGUCAAGGCUUAGGGGAGUUCAGUCACUUGCUUAGAUGACAUAUCAAGUUGAUGGUGGGGGGCGGGGCAAGCUAAGGACCCAGCAAGGUUUCCUGGAGGCAGAGUUCAUGAAACUCCAUAAGGAUGCCUGCAGCUAUUUCCUAUCCGAUGUGAUAAGCAGGGGAUCCUUUUCUUUAGAGCUAUCCAUAAAAUCUAAACCUUUUCCUUAGACACAAGCAGAAGAACUCAUGGGGGAAGGGUUAAGUUUUUCUGAGUGUGCUGUCAACCUGGAGGCGGAGGGGUGGGUGGGAGAGUGAUCAUUCUGCUUUGGUUUGUAAUGGACAUUCUUGUAUUGUACCAACUGUAUAUAUAUCACUAUUUCAUGCCAAAGUUCUGAAGACGUAACCAGUUGACUCUUCACACGGAGUGCCCUCUCCAGCCCCCGGCGUGCUUCUGUGAUUGCUUUCUAGCCAAAGUGAAGCUCGUUAGUGGCCAGCCAUGCAUCCUGCGACUCCCAGCUUGGGUUUGGUAAUGGAAGUGUGGAGAGCUGACUCCUCUGUAGGUCAUGUGCUUAUCCACUUGGCUUGAAGCUUUGUUUGUAUAUCUGAUGCUUUUUAAAAAAUGCUCAGACCAUUAUUUAUUUCUUGAGUGUAUAUAAUGUGUAAAGACAAAUAUAUGCUUAGUUUUUACUUUUAAGAUUAACCGAUUUCAAUAUUUACCAAAAAAUUUUAAUAGUAAAAUAAAAAAGUAUACAACUCUUA